AUGUCUACCGAACAGCAUCCGGAAGCAACCGAAAGGACCCUGGAUGCGACACCCGCAGUUGCUGUUGGUUGCGUCGAAUGUCGCACGCGACGACUACACUGCGAGACGGACGCCGCAAACCCUCGUCAAGCUUGCGGAAGCUGUGUGCGUAAUGGGUAUAUCUGCUCUAAUUUAACGAGUACUGCGACCACUCCACGUCGACCGCGUUCCGCGCCUCGAAACAGAGUACAGAAGAACAAAGAACGCGUCUCGACACGGACAGCAUGCCACUGGUGUCGUCGUCAAAAAGUUCGCUGCUCGGGUGGGACCCCGUGCGGCGCGUGUUCGAUUCGUGAUCAACCUUGCGUAUAUCCUGCUGUCAACAAAGGACCGCUCGACGACGACAGCCCUGCGACGCGAGAUGACUGGGAAGCUGGAUUACCGCGAUAUGAUGUCCCCGGUCAUGACCAACAGCAUGGCUCGCCAUCUUCUAACUUGCGGCCUGGUCAAAUUUAUCAAGCUCCAGCUCCGAUUGCGCGUCCAUACGCUCGACGACUAGUCACACAGAACAUUAAUGAAGACUAUCAUUUGGGUCUAGACAAGGAAGUCAUUGCAGAGUACAUUGAAGCUUUCUUCAGGUUUGUGUAUCCAGUAGGCUGCAUGGGUUUUCUGCAUCAAGCAACAUUCCUACGUCAGUGGCAUACCUACACAGUAAAUUUGUCUCUGCUCAAGGUCGUCUGCGGGUCUGCUCUUCGGGUGUUUUCAACAACACAAGAAGACAAUGAGCGAGCGGCACAGUGGAUGCGAGAAGCCGAAUUGGACGCACUUCAGAAUCUUGACGAUCUUACCGUUCCUCGUCUACAAGCUCUGACUUUGCUCGCCUUUUUCGAAUUCAACUACCAUAUACACUCCAAAAAGGCACUGAUGUUGCUUGGGCUUUCAUCUCGUCUGGCCUUUGCCAAGCGUCUCAAUCACGAAGACCCUUCCCUUUCCGUAGUCGAGCAAGAAUCUAGACGACGCUUGAUGUGGUCUGUAUUCGUUCUUGACAAAUUUUGCUCUGGCGGAGUGGGCGAGUUGACUUUAGUCCCUGCCGAGUAUAUGGAGAUCCGCCUUCCCACAAUCGAAAAGGCUUUUGGGUUCGGUCAACGUACUGAUACUGAAGUGCUUCGUCCUCAAGUUCAAGAGGGUAUACCUGUCAAUCAUGCCAAGGGUAUGGAUGAAUUUGCAUAUACUAUACGUUUCUUGGAUCUGUUACGCAAUAAGAUUCACAAAUUCGCCAAGCGCGUGACCUCCUCUGACGAAAGCCUUUACCUUUCAGCGCAAGAACUUUUUGCAUUGGACUCGGAUAUUGAUGCUAUCGAACAACAGAUUCCAGACGACCUCAAGUGGGACAAGGCACAUCUGCAAAAACGUAUCUACGCACCAGGUCUCUCAGGUUACAUCAUGCUACAUACUUGGCGACUGCAAUGCAAACUCGACUUGCACCGUCUGACAGUGUCAGGAACAAAGGAAUGUGUCUCAGAAACAGCUCUCCAGAGCACGCCUAUGAACUUUUCUCAGAAUCUGAGGCUCAAAUGCUUGUCACAUGCCAUCGAGCUUACAAAGAUGUGGGCAGAGGUGCUCGACCUCGGUCUUGCGAAGCCUGUCCAUGAUCCAGCCAUUGCUGGCUGCGCACAUCAAUGUGCAAAGAUCUUGACCCUCAUCCCCGAGCAAGUCGGCUACUCUGCGCCAGGUCAGGAAAACAGAGUUGGUGCUGUGCUGGUAUGUCAGAUGAUACUCGAACCACUCAAAGACAUCUAUUCCAAGGCCAAGAUUCUGUAUGUUGAUGUGUGUCGCAUGAGAACGGAGCUCAACACUCCCUCGGCGCAAGAUGAUUCAACGGCUAUGCAACAUAAUGGCACCGGCGGGCACGGCGUUGAUAUCGCGAUACAAGCGAACGACGAGGACCGGGUCAGAACUUUACUCAAUCAAUACAACAGCUGA
This is a messenger RNA of Aureobasidium pullulans EXF-150, 1962 nucleotides long. RefSeq lists its product as uncharacterized. Gene Ontology annotation, biological process: DNA-templated transcription; regulation of DNA-templated transcription. The record is from RefSeq and is a predicted model, not a curated record. Gene Ontology annotation, molecular function: DNA binding; zinc ion binding; DNA-binding transcription factor activity, RNA polymerase II-specific. NCBI's taxonomy places the organism in Eukaryota, Fungi, Ascomycota, Dothideomycetes, Dothideales, Saccotheciaceae. Bases 1 to 1962 code for a protein of 653 amino acids. Gene Ontology annotation, cellular component: nucleus. The transcript has 4 exons.